CAGAACAGAAUUCAGAAUUGAUAAGAGACAAAUGUAUGAGAACUUAAUAUCUUCUGUAGGUUCAUAAUUUUUUUAUUUAAAUUUAAUUUUAAUUAUCGAGUAAGUCAUUUUUAUUUGGAAAACAUAAAUUUGAGCGAAAUAUGGAUGUGUUACGUCCAAGGAUAUUAAAUAUUGAUGGUCGAAAAUAUCGUCUAAAUACUGCUGAUUAUUAUCCAAACGAGUGUGUAGAAACAGAAAUGGACAAAGUUGAAACACAACCGCAUAACACUGAAAUGUCUGAAAGCCUGCCGUCCUAUGUCGAAAGAGAAGAUUUUGAAGAAGAAUAUGAUGACUUGAAUAUUUACAUGGAAGGUGGUCGAUGUGUACUAAAUCUAGAAGUGCCAAAUACAUUUUAUGGUUUGAUCAUUGGUAGAAAUCGAGAGAAUCUCAAAAAUCUUGAAUAUCAAACAAAAACUAGAAUUAAAAUUCCUAACGUGAAAGAAAAGAGUAUAAUAACUAUAAAAGGAGAAGAAAGGGCACAAAUUAUUGCAGCUAAAUCAAAAAUUGAUGCAAUUGUAAAGAGAGGUCGAUUAAAACAGAGUAUGACUCAUUUUGUGUCCUUGCCAAUGGUUAACCAAAUAGUAAUUGAUAACUUUUUGGCUUUCAAGGAAAUGGUUCUUGAUGAAUGUGGCCAGUGCCGUGGUGUCACUGAACUUUUAUUUCAAAAUCAACUUAAACUUCAUUUAACAAUUACUUGUUUUGUUCUAUGCGAUGCAGCAGAAAUAAAAAUAGCUGUACAAUUGAUGGAACAGUGUGAAAAUACUAUAAUAAAACCUAUGAAUUUGAAAUCUUUAGACAUAUUAGUUUCUGGAUUAGAUUGUAUGAAUGAUGAUCUGUCAGAAGUGAAUGUCUUAUAUGCUAAAGUGGAAAAUCCUGAGAUUCAAAUGUUGGCGGAUAAAAUACAAACAUAUUUCCAAGACUGCGAUUUGGCGUUACAACCCAGAAAUAAUCAUGUAAAACUACAUAUAACUUUGAUGAAUUCUGGAUUUUACGAGUAUCAAUCUAGUGUUAAUGGGGAUUCUGGCAAUAAAUCUCAUCUUACGUUUGAUGCUAGAAAAAUAAUUGAAAAAUUUAAUGAUUAUACAUUUGGAACCGUACAGUUGACAGACAUUCAUCUGUCUCAACGCCAUACAACUGAUUCAAAUGGUUACUACAAAUCAUCAUUUGUAUUAAAACUUAAACCAUGAAGAAAUUCAUCAUCUGUGGUUUUAGAAAAUAUACCUUUUAUUGAAUUGAAUAUAAAAUAAAAUCCACAUAACAGUAUUUUAACUUAAAAAUUAGAGACAAAACAAAUAUUGUGUGAUCUGUAUAUUAAACUCAUAUGUUUAUUAUCAUAAUACAGGAUAUCAAAAAUAGUAUGUGGUCCUGUAGGUAAAAGAGCCAAGUGUUAAACGUUGACAUGGGUUAAAGAUGUUAAAAAAAGGAGGGGCAGUUGAAAAAAACAAUCUCUUCAUAUCUUGAAGGCAGACCUUGACAUUGACUUAGUUUUCAUUCUGAACUUUAAGUGUAGCUAAAUUAUCCACCACAUAGAUCUCCAAACUUAAGAAAUUGCUGGUAAUUUUAGAUAAUAUUUGAAUUUGUAUUGAUUACUUCUAAACUUAAACUGAGCCAAUUUUGUAUUAUUCAAAACAUGUAGUACGUCUUAUUUUUUUUUACCAUAUUAUUAGACUUGGUAGAAGUCUUAUCUAUUUUAAAAAUAUAUUAUUGUAGACUUCUAUGAAUUCUAUCAAAUGCCCAUAUGAAGAACAACUGCUCUUCUGAUGUCUACAAGUAAUUUAUAACCAUUCCAAAUUUAGUUUUAGUGCAUAUUUUAUUUUAUUAUAUAUAUAAUAUAAUUUAAUAUAUAUUUAUAUUUACAUA
This is a messenger RNA of Myzus persicae (green peach aphid), 1899 nucleotides long. Its product is annotated as activating signal cointegrator 1 complex subunit 1. Gene Ontology annotation, biological process: regulation of DNA-templated transcription; DNA alkylation repair. Lineage: Eukaryota; Metazoa; Arthropoda; Insecta; Hemiptera; Aphididae. The record is from RefSeq and is a predicted model, not a curated record. Bases 141 to 1226 code for a protein of 361 amino acids. Gene Ontology annotation, molecular function: RNA binding. The transcript is spliced from 8 exons. Gene Ontology annotation, cellular component: nucleus.